Molecule: messenger RNA, 2795 nt
Organism: Pogoniulus pusillus (Red-fronted tinkerbird)
Lineage: Eukaryota; Metazoa; Chordata; Aves; Piciformes; Lybiidae
Gene: STAMBP
Product: STAM binding protein
Exons: 10
Coding region: 78-1367 (429 amino acids)
Biological process (GO): protein K63-linked deubiquitination
Cellular component (GO): endosome; cleavage furrow
Molecular function (GO): protein binding; metal-dependent deubiquitinase activity; K63-linked deubiquitinase activity
Source: RefSeq, a predicted model, not a curated record
CGGGCAGCAACCCGGAAGCGCUGAGGGGAGGCGGCGGCGGCGGCGGCGGCAGCGCUCCCAGCCCCGGGGCAGCUUUGAUGUGCGUCGCCAUGCCUGACCACGCCGACCUCAGCCUCCCGCCGGAGGAGCGAGUCCGGAGGCUGAUCCAGGUGGGCAGCGCCGUGGAGGUGAACGAGGACAUCCCCCCCCGGCGCUACUACCGCUCCGGGGUGGAGAUGCUGCGCAUGGCCUCCGUCUACGCCGAGGAGGGCAACGUGGAGUGUGCCUUCAUCCUCUACAACAAGUACAUCACGCUCUUCAUAGAGAAGCUGCCCCAGCACCGCGACUACAAAGCUGCUGUCAUACCCGAGAAGAGGGAGACAGUCAAAAAGCUGAAGGAAGUAGCUUUCCCCAGAGCUGAAGAGCUCAAGGAGGAGCUGUUAAAGAGGUACGCCAAGGACUAUGCUAAGUACAAGGAGCAGAAGAAGGAGAAGGAGCUGGAAUUUGCACGCAGUUUGGCUCUGCAGCAGCAGCUGGAAGAGGAGAGGAACCGAGUGGCCCUGAUGAGGCAGCAGCAGGCAGAGCAAGAGCAGUUUCUUGCCUUCGAGGAGAUGAUUCGACGCCAGGAGCUGGAGAGGGAACGCCUGAGGAUAGUGCAGGAGUUUGGAAAGCCAGAGCCUGAGUCUCUAGAGGGCCCCCUCAUCCCCGGCGUGGAAAAGCCUCCCACGGAUGCAAUCCCAAAGGCUGCUGUCUCUCCGGUUUCCCCUGCCAGUCCCUCAGCAGGGACUGUCUCCUCCAGGCCUCCUGUUGUGGACAGAUCUUUGAAGCCAAGCACCCUGGGGAGCACAGACAACAAUGCCAGCUUAGAUGCCCUUCGCCAGGUCAUCGUGCCCAGGGAGCUCUGCCAGAAGUUCCUGCAGCUGGCUGAUGCCAACACUGUCAGGGGUGUGGAGACCUGUGGGAUCCUCUGCGGUAAGCUGAUGAGGAACGAGUUCACCAUCACCCACGUCAUCGUGCCCAAGCAGCACGGAGGCCCCGACUACUGCAACACCGAGAGUGAGGAGGAGCUCUUCGUCAUCCAGGAUCAGCAUGGCCUUGUCACCCUGGGCUGGAUCCAUACCCACCCCACGCAGACAGCUUUCCUCUCCAGCGUCGACCUGCACACACACUGCUCCUACCAGAUGAUGCUGCCUGAGUCCAUUGCUAUUGUGUGCUCUCCAAAAUACCAGGAGACAGGGUUUUUCAAGCUGACUGAGCAUGGGCUGCAGGAGAUCUCCUCCUGCCGGCAGAAAGGAUUCCACCCCCACCCCAAGGACCCUCCUCUCUUCACGACCUGCAGCCAUGUGUCAGUAGUCGAGAGAGAUGUGGUCCUGAUGGAUCUCCGAUAGGCCUCUUGCCUUAAGCACUGACAGGAGACCUCCCCCACACCUUCCUCCUAGGCCUAGGGAAUUUGGGGGUUUGUCCUCCUGUAGCAGGUGAUUUCUGCCGUGUAGUGCCCCUGCCCCUUCCUCCCCCAGGAUCCACGGUGGAAUCACUGCCCUGGCCUCAGUGGCAGCACCUUUGAAACCUCAGUGCCUGGCAUGGGGCUGGCAGAGCAGUGCUGAGGUUCAGGGUGUGAGUCUGACUGGAAAUUCAAAGGCAGAAGCCAACACUGGAGCAGUUCUUUAAUACUCUAAGUUAUGGUUUGAAGAGCUUCUUGGCAGGAGGGAAGCUUCCCUGUGAUUUGCUGCAAACUGGAGGUGUAGAAACCUCUCCCAAGUGCUUUCCAAAGUGAGGCUUGCCCAGGUGAACCUCUGCUUUGUUCUCUCCCUCUUUCUGGGUUGCUGUGGGCUGGCUGGAGCGGAGAAGACUUUGCUCUAUUGUAAGGUGGAACCUUCCUAAGGCCUCUCACCCCAUCCAAGAGCUUCUCACCCCAUCCAAGAGCUUCUCACUGCUGGUACAGAGUGAGUCCUGCUGGCUGGAGUGAAGAAGUCUUUGCUGUAGUGUAAGGUGGAGCCUUCCUAACCCCUCUCACCCCAUCCAAGAGCUUUUUGCUGCGGAGCCAGAGGGAAUCCUGCUGGCUGCUUCUCAGGUCUUUGUCUGGUGAGGUCAGAAGGGUCCCAGCCUCCUUUGGCCACCCUGUUUCAGCAUUUCAGAGGAGAAGGUGGCUGGAUGUGGCACUGCCCUGCAGAAGCUGCUUCAUUCCAGCAGUGGGGAGGGUGUCUGGGGGAGGGAUUCUCUCUGGCCCUUGGGCAGCCAAGCCAGGGCUCAAGGCCAGCCUGUUCUGGUGCUGCAGCGUUGGAAGCUCUGCCUGCAGCAUGCUGUGCGAAGGCUCUGCAAGGUCACCGCCCCUCUGAGCCAGGACUCCAGCAGCUUUUGCCACUUCAAUCCUCGCAGCUCACCACGCCCAUUGCCUCCACACUCCUCGGAGCAGUCUGAAGUCCUUGCCAAAACCAAGUGCCCUGUGACGUCGCCGUUACGCAGUGCCCCAGCCGGGGACCUCCCCCGAACGCCUUUGGUGGGACAGGAUCCAGCAGCCAAUUCCCAUCCCUGUGCUACCCAUGUGGAACCUCUAUCCCUGCUUCUGCUGGAGGGGUAGGGGGAGAAGCUGUGCUGCAAGGUGGAAAGCAUCUGGCCUCAAAGGGCUGAGCGUGACCCACGGCAUCUCCACAUCCUCUGGCAGGAUGCUCUGGGGAGCAGUGCGUGGGGAAGGGAGAGAGGCUGCAGCUGCCAGCCCACCUGGUGUGCAUCCUGUGUGUUCUCCAUGGCAUGUCCUUGUCCUUCCACACACAGCAUCCUUUGGUGUUCACUUAACACAGAUGGAUUGGAUCAUCCUG